Molecule: messenger RNA, 2572 nt
Organism: Zingiber officinale
Lineage: Eukaryota; Viridiplantae; Streptophyta; Magnoliopsida; Zingiberales; Zingiberaceae
Product: probable metal-nicotianamine transporter YSL12
Exons: 4
Coding region: 196-2364 (722 amino acids)
Cellular component (GO): membrane
Molecular function (GO): oligopeptide transmembrane transporter activity
Source: RefSeq, a predicted model, not a curated record
CUGGCAGUGGAAGCGGCCUGUCUCGAAGAUUCACCAGAAUCAAGCGCAGCCUUUCGCCAGCUAUUGAUUCCGAGCAUCACGGGACCGUGAUUCUUCCUUGCUCCCUCACUCUCCAUAAAUAGUCUCUCCAUCCGCCUCCUCCUCUCCAGUCUCUGAAGUGGUUGUCUUUCUUUCUUUCCCCUUCACGCGCGCGCCAUGGCUUCAGAGGAGGUCGAGAUGCGGAGUUUGGACGAGGAAGAGAAGCUGCGGCAGCGGAAGAAGGACAAGGAGGGGGAAGCGGAGCAACAGGAGGAGGUGUCGGUGGAGCGGGCGUUCGAGGGGCUGCGUGUGCCGCCGUGGCGCGAGCAGCUCACGUUCCGCGCGCUGGUGGUGAGCUUCUUACUCUCCGUGAUGUUUAGCGUCAUUGUGAUGAAGCUGAACCUGACGACGGGGAUCAUCCCCUCGCUCAACGUCGCCGCCGGCCUCCUCGGGUUCUUCUUCAUCAAGAUGUGGACGAAGGUGCUCGAGCAGACCGGGCUGCUUCGGACUCCCUUCACGCGGCAGGAGAACACGGUCAUCCAGACCUGCGUCGUCGCCGCUUACGGCCUCGCAUUCAGUGGCGGUUUUGGAAGUUAUCUUUUUGGUAUGAGCUCAAAAAUUGCUGGUCAAGCAGCUGAAGGAAGUGAACCUCAGAACAUAAAGGACCCGAGUUUAGGAUGGAUGAUUGGAUUUAUGUUUGUCGUCAGCUUUCUCGGUUUGUUCUCUCUUGUGCCGCUCAGAAAGGUUAGUUCGAUUCCCAAGUUUUUGAACGUCGAACAUGGUUAUGCCCGCCAUGAUGCUUACUCAAACUUGUUUCAGAUAAUGAUCAUUGACUACAAGCUGAUCUAUCCGAGUGGCACUGCUACUGCCUACCUUAUCAAUGGCUUCCAUACAUUGAACGGGGAAAAGCUGGCCAAGAAGCAAGUAUGGAUGCUCGGCAAGUGCUUCAUUGGUAGCUUCUUCUGGGGAUUCUUCCAAUGGUUUUACACUGCAAGUGAUGGUUGUGGUUUUGUAUCAUUCCCUACCCUCGGCCUUAAGGCCUACGAUCACAGGUUCUACUUCGACUUCUCUGCUACUUACGUGGGCGUUGGAAUGAUUUGCCCGUAUCUCGUGAACGUAUCUGUCCUCCUCGGAGGUAUCCUUUCAUGGGGAAUCAUGUGGCCUCUUAUACACAACCAAAAAGGUCAUUGGUAUCCGGCUGAUACACCAGACAGUAGCCUUCAUGGUUUGAAUGGCUACAAGGUCUUCAUAGGCAUUGCCAUGAUUCUCGGCGACGGCCUUUAUAAUUUCGUCAAGGUCCUGCACCGAACCGUCUCUACCUUCGUCUCCGCCUGGCGCAAAGGUCCCAGCACACUUCCCGUCACGGACGAUGAUAGCCCUUCGCCUGCUCUUGCCUCUUAUGAUGACGAAAAGCGAACUGAUGUCUUCCUCAAAGAUCAAAUUCCACAGUGGGUAGCAUACGCCGGCUAUGUGGCUGUUGCCGUGAUCUCUAUCAUUGCUCUUCCUUUCAUCUUCCCCCCACUCAAGUGGUACUUCAUCUUCGUCGCUUAUAUAUUCGCCCCUGUUUUAGCAUUCUGCAACGCCUACGGCUGCGGCCUUACGGACUGGUCCUUGGCUUCCACCUACGGCAAGCUUGCUAUCUUUGUCAUCGGAGCUUGGGCUGGCUCUCACGGCGGUGUUCUCGCCGCCCUAGCAGCUUGCGGUGUUAUGAUGAGCAUCGUCUCGACUGCCUCAGAUCUUAUGCAGGACUUCAAGACUGGUUACCUGACUCUGGCUUCUCCCCGGUCUAUGUUUGUUAGCCAGAUCAUUGGGACGGCGAUGGGAUGCGUGAUCGCUCCGAGUGUUUUCUGGCUUUUCUUCAAGGCUUUCAAAGACAUCGGCACGGAAGGCAGCCAGUACCCUGCGCCUUAUGCCAUCAUCUACCGGAACAUGGCGAUACUCGGCGUCGACGGCUUCGGUUCUCUUCCAAAGCACUGCCUCACGCUCUGCUACGUCUUCUUUGUCCUCGCGAUCGUCAUCAACUUGAUAAGGGAUCUCGUCGGCCCGAGGAUUGCGCGGUUCAUACCGAUCCCAAUGGCAAUGGCUAUUCCUUUCUACAUCGGAUCCUACUUCGCCAUCGACAUGUUCAUCGGAAGCGUCAUACUGUUCGUCUGGGAAAAGAUCGACAAGCGAAAGGCAGAUUCCUUUGCUCCGGCAGUGGCGUCUGGUGUUAUAUGCGGCGACGGGAUAUGGACUCUGCCGCAGGCUGUGCUUGCGCUGGCACAAGUGAAGCCGCCAAUCUGCAUGAAGUUUCUGUCGAGGAAGAUGAACGCUCAGGUCGACGAAUUCAUUUCGACACUGUCUUAAAUCUCGCCAAUAGAUUGCGGAAAAUCCAACAGAGUCGUCCUGAUUGUGGUUGUCAUAUAAUGUCAUAGUGGUGUUCUUUGUUCUUGAUCUUUAACUUCGCUCCUUGUCUCAGCAAUCAAAAACAGUGCUUUAGCUUGGUAAUUCAUAUUUCCGGAGUGUCGUAUCAUGAAAAUAAAAUACAAGUGUUAGAUAAAUAUUAUCUCAGUUC